CAAGUGCUAUCCAUUGACUAACUGCGAUAAGAUUAUUUCUGAGUAAACUUCUCAGUAUAAAAGUGAUCAACGACACUCUUAAAUAACCAUAGACUUGGCUUAUUCCGUUGGUAACGCGAGUUUCCGUGAAAAUGUAUUCCAUUCCCGCCCAUCAUCCUAGUGUUCCCUUCUCAUCCCACGUUCCUGGGGGCAUACACGCCGGAUCCAGACUAGUGAUUCGCGGCGCCAUGCAUCACAGCGCUGAUAGGUUCACCAUUGACUUUCAAUGUGGUCCCAUUUGGGGCCAGGAUGAUAGUGCGUUUCACAUAAGCGUGCGACCUCAACAAGGAGCUGUUGUGCGGAAUACUUUAGAAAAUAAGAACUGGGGUCCUGAAGAGCGAUACGGAGGCUGUCCAAUAGUGCCGGGUCAUCCCUACGAAAUCGAAAUAGUAGCUGGAUUCCACAGAUUCAAUGUUCGCAUAAAUGGCAGCCAUUUUUGCGAAUACAAUCACCGGAUACCGAUGCAUAGGAUUUCAUAUAUUCUUAUUUCUGGUGACACAACGCUCCAAUAUGUUGGACAUUGAACUUUUAUUUGUUUUUACAACUUCAUUUAUUAUUGUAUCUUCCACUUAUUACAGAACUAAUGGUAUAUAUUCGAAUCUUAUUGACUAAAAAGAAACAAAUUCCUCCUUAGCGUG
Messenger RNA from Hermetia illucens (black soldier fly), 677 nucleotides. Its product is annotated as galectin-9-like. Gene Ontology annotation, molecular function: carbohydrate binding; galactoside binding. The transcript is spliced from 2 exons. The coding region runs from base 132 to 563 and encodes 143 amino acids. Lineage: Eukaryota; Metazoa; Arthropoda; Insecta; Diptera; Stratiomyidae. The record is from RefSeq and is a predicted model, not a curated record.